Molecule: messenger RNA, 1584 nt
Organism: Pochonia chlamydosporia 170
Lineage: Eukaryota; Fungi; Ascomycota; Sordariomycetes; Hypocreales; Clavicipitaceae
Product: vacuolar protein sorting-associated protein
Exons: 1
Coding region: 1-1584 (527 amino acids)
Source: RefSeq, a predicted model, not a curated record
AUGUACUGGCUACGGCGCGGCACCAUUGUGCUAGCGCUCUUGUUAGUGGCUUCCUUCAUCGCCUGGUUCGUGCCUCGAGUCCUCGACCCGACCAGCCAUGGUCCAGCGAGACGAGCCCGCGACAGCCUCUGGGUAAGCAGCAGUCCAUACUGGAUUGACCGCCAAUUAUGUCGCUGGCUUAGUCUUUGUGGGCUACACCACUUGCGUCGUGAUCCUGCCUCGCUACCGAACCCAAAUAUGUCGUCCGUCGACGACAUUGAUGACGAGGUGUGGACUGAGCUUCGAAAGAGAUAUGUUAAGCCUCGGUCGUGGGAAGACAGAUCAUCCGAAGAAUCCGAUGCAGAAACGGCCAAAAGACAAGACAAGAAGAGAAAUAUUUUCCAACGGCGACGGAUUCUAAAGGAUAUCCCGGACUACGUUCUCAAGCACGCACCCCUUGUGCACCUGUAUUCGGGCGAGCAGUUCUGGCCAUCGGAUAUUCGCGAGCACGUGCAGCACAUGGAAGUUGUUGUUGAUGAUGAGCUGGUUAACAUCACAGACGAGAAAUUAACACUGGAUAAUCUGCACCACUUGAACAAAUUUAAAGGCGUUGUCACUCUUCACAGCCUGGAAGACGUCGAGACCCGGCCGCCCUGGUUGCACAGCCAUGAGAAUGUUCCCAAGCCGUUCGACGAUGACGGCGACGACAAUGACAACAGCGAGAUUAGCAAUGGCGGACCACCUGCCGGAGGGGAACGAACAACUUGGUUUGAUGUAGACAAGGAUACUCCGUUGCAUCGAAUCUCCGACCCACGGCCCCGCAGCUCCCAGCGCCCACGAUCCCGGUCCGGCCAGCCCCGCCUUCAACGCCGUGGACAUAAACCCGAUGCCAACGGUUACUCCCGAGCUCCUGCUGUUCUCAUCAUUGUGGACAAGGGAUCUGGCAUCGUGGAUGCAUUUUGGUUCUUCUUUUACUCGUACAAUUUAGGACAAACGGUUCUUGGUAUCCGGUUUGGCAAUCACGUCGGUGACUGGGAACACUCCAUGGUUCGGUUCGAAAAUGGCAUUCCCAAGGGCAUUUACUUCUCCGAGCACGAGGGCGGUCAGGCAUAUGCAUGGGAAGCCGUCGAGAAGCGCGGAGAACGUCCCGUUAUUUACUCUGCCGUUGGCUCACACGCCAUGUACGCCACGCCUGGCGACCACCCUUACGUCUUACCCUUCAAGAUGCUCAAGGAUGUCAGCGACAAAGGGCCUCUCUGGGAUCCAGCGCUGAACAAUUACGCCUACCACUACAACUACAAGCUAGGAAAGCACACCGAGAUGGAUGAGGAAUCCGUCGACGAAGAUGGCAACAAGCAACCUCCAAGUCUUAUACCUGCGGCCACCAAUCCCCACGCACCGACAGCAUGGUUCCAUUUCGACGGAUACUGGGGCGAUCGCCUAUACACUCUGGCAGAUUAUCGUCAGUGGCGCCUAUUCGGCCAGUACCACUACGUUACCGGUCCCACGGGACCUAAAUACAAGCAACUCGCUCGAUCCAAGGUAUGCCAGCGGAGCCAGUGCCGUAUCCUAUACAAGUUAGACCCCAAAGGCACAUGGUAUUAA